This is a messenger RNA of Physeter macrocephalus (sperm whale), 2886 nucleotides long. It is a transcript of the gene ELAPOR1, whose product is annotated as endosome-lysosome associated apoptosis and autophagy regulator 1. Gene Ontology annotation, biological process: positive regulation of vacuole organization; autophagosome assembly. The annotation marks the transcript as partial. The transcript is spliced from 15 exons. The record is from RefSeq and is a predicted model, not a curated record. Lineage: Eukaryota; Metazoa; Chordata; Mammalia; Artiodactyla; Physeteridae. Gene Ontology annotation, cellular component: late endosome; extracellular exosome; trans-Golgi network.
CAUCGUGAGCAAGUGGUCAAGAGCUCUGCUUUUUUAACUUCAAAUAUUUGUCCUUGCGUCUGCCAUUUAGAAAAAGGAUCCUCCACCUGCAGAGUGCGGCCAGCCUGCACAGACAAAGAUUACUUCUACACUCACACGGCCUGUGAUGCCAGUGGAGAGACACAGCUCAUGUACAAAUGGGCCCAGCCGAAAAUCUGCAGUGAGGAUCUGGAGGGGGCAGUGAAGCUGCCCGCCUCUGGCAUGAAGACCCGCUGCCCACCCUGCAACCCUGGUUUCUUCAAGACCAACAGCAGCACCUGCGAGCCCUGCCCUUAUGGCUCUUAUUCCAAUGGCUCCGAUUGUAGCCACUGCCCAGCGGGGACCGAACCUGCCGUGGGAUUCGAAUACAAAUGGUGGAACACGCUGCCCACGAACAUGGAAACGACCGUCCUCAGUGGGAUCAACUUUGAGUACAAGGGCAUGACAGGCUGGGAGGUGGCUGGUGAUCACAUUUAUACAGCUGUUGGAGCCUCAGACAAUGACUUCAUGAUUCUCACCCUGGUUGUGCCAGGAUUUAGACCUCCACAGUCAGUGAUGGCAGACACAGAGAAUAAAGAGGUGGCCAGGAUCACGUUUGUCUUUGAGACCAUCUGUUCUGCAAACUGCGAGCUCUACUUCAUGGUGGGUAUGAAUUCUAGGACCAACAGUCCCGUGGAGACGUGGAGAGGUUCCAAAGGCAAACAGUCCUAUACCUACAUCAUUGAGGAGAACGCUACCAUGAGCUUCACCUGGGCCUUCCAGAGAACCACUUUUCAUGAGACAGGAAGAAAGUACACCAAUGACGUCGCCAAGAUCUACUCCAUCAAUGUCACCAAUGUCAUGGAUGGCGUGGCUUCCUACUGCCGUCCUUGUGCCCUGGAAGCCUCUGACAUAGGCUCCUCCUGCACCUCUUGUCCUGCUGGCUACUAUAUUGAUCGGGAUUCAGGAACCUGCCGCUCCUGCCCCCCUAACACAAUCCUGAAAGCCCACCAGCCUUAUGGCGCCCAGGCCUGCAUGACCUGUGGUCCAGGAACCAAGAGCAACAAGAUUCACUCCCUGUGCUACAAUGACUGUACCUUCUCAGUCAGCACUCCGACCAGGACUUUUGACUACAACUUCUUGGCUUUGGAAAACACCGUCUCUCUGGCUGGAGGGCCAAGCUUCACUUCCAAAGGGCUGAAAUAUUUCCACCACUUUACCCUCAGUCUCUGCGGAAACCAGGGUAAGAAAAUGUCCGUGUGCACCGACAAUGUCACUGACCUCCGGAUUCCUGAGGGUGAGUCAGGUUUCUCCAAAUCCAUCACAGCCUACGUGUGCCAGGCGGUCAUCAUUCCCCCGGAGGUGACAGGCUACAAGGCCGGAGUGUCCUCGCAGCCUGUUAGCCUCGCAGAUCGGCUUAUCGGGGUGACAACAGAUAUGACUCUGGACGGAAUCACCUCCCCAGCUGAACUUUUCCACCCGGAGCCCUUGGGAAUACCGGACGUGAUCUUCUUUUAUAGGUCCAAUGAUGUGACCCAGUCCUGCAGUUCUGGGAGAUCAACCACCAUCCGCGUCAGAUGCAGUCUGCUGAAACCUGCUCCUGGAAGUCUGUCGCUGCCAAGCACGUGCUCCGAUGGGACCUGCGAUGGCUGUAACUUCCACUUCCUGUGGGAGAGCAGGGCCGCUUGCCCACUCUGCUCGGCUGCUGACUACCACGCUAUCGUCAGCAGCUGCGUAGCCGGGAUCCAGAAGACUACUUUUGUGUGGCGAGAACCAAAGCUGUGCUCGAGUGGCAUCUCCCUGCCUGAGCAGAGAGUCACCAUCUGCAAAACGAUAGACUUCUGGCUGAAAGUGGGCAUCUCUGCAGGCACCUGCACUGCCAUCCUGCUCACCGUCUUGACCUGUUACUUUUGGAAAAAGAAUCAAAAGCUAGAGUACAAAUACUCCAAGCUGGUGAUGAAUGCUACCCUCAAGGACUGUGACCUGCCAGCAGCCGACAGCUGUGCCAUCAUGGAAGGCGAGGAUGUGGAGGAUGACCUCAUCUUUACCAGCAAGAAGUCACUCUUUGGGAAGAUCAGAUCAUUCACCUCCAAGAGGACUCCUGAUGGAUUUGACUCGGUGCCACUGAAGACAUCCUCAGGAGGCCCAGACAUGGACCUGUGAGGGGUGCUGCCCUGCCUCACCUGCCUCCUCACCUGGGCACAUCACCUUGCAAGCCUGUGGCAAUGUGGGUGCCAGUUUCCUGCAACACCCACUGCUGUAAAUCUCUUCGUUGUGGCCUUAUCAGAAGAAGUUUGAAUUUCAGAUCUUUGUUUUUUUAUAGAGUACCCAAACCCUCCUUUCUGCUUGCCUCAAACUUGCCAAAUAUACCCACACUUUUGUUUAUAUAUUACUCCCUCGCUUGCAUCUUGUUUCCCAAAAUGGACCAGCCAUCAGAGCCAUAGCUUCAUCUGCUCAUAUUUCUUAUAGCUCUGGAACAAAAGUGUUUCUCUUUUUAAGUAUAGAAACUCCUUCCCCCGUCCUCUUACUUAAGGGCACAAGCAGCUGGGAGUCACCCUGAUCAUAUGCCCUCAGCUCAUGUUCUCUUUAGGAGAGAGGCUGGGUGAGGAGGGUACUGGCAUCCCCUGAUGAACCAUCUUCAUGGUUGCCUGGAUUCACCUCUCCUGGAUAACCAACUCAAACUGGUAUAGUGGAUAGGCUGAGGGCCAGAUGAGUAAGCCCUGGGUAAGAAGGGGCUUGAUAAGCACAAAGAGGCAAUAAAGGAAGGUUUUAUUUUGUUUUUUAAACUGGGUACUUCAUUCCCUUUUCUUGAGUAGGCUAUAACUAUUCUCACUGGAGUCAAAGGAAAAAGUUCAUUGAGAAAAUAGGGAAAGCCCUGAUGGAUCUAUU